CCGACCAAAUCGCUGAAAUAGAGCAACAAACUAAAGAUCAGCAUGAUAACGAACUCUACAACGUGAUCAGGAGUGAUAGAUUGACUGCAAGCCAAUUCGGGAUGGUAUGCAAACGACGAAAUAAAACUCCUUGCCACAAUCACGUGAAACAAAUUUUGUAUAAAAACAAUAUUUUAACAUCUGAUAUGAAAUACGGGCAGCAUAACGAAGCUGUUGCAAGGACUCUUUUUGAAACCACAACGAAUAAAAAAGUGGAACGUGCGGGUUUAUUUAUUGAUAAACAAUACGGAUUCCUAGGCGCAAGUCCAGAUGGUAUCAUUAUUGAUGAGAAUGCUCUACUUGAAAUAAAAUGCUUUCCAUCACUGAAAAGAAGCCAAGAAAGCAUUGAAACCGCGGCUGAAAGCCGCGGAAAUAAGUUUUGCUUGAAAUAUAAUAAGGAAGGUAAAUUGGUUAUGAACACAAACCAUAAUUAUUAUUACCAGGUGCAAGGACAACUGCGUAUUGCUGACAUGGCAAAAUGUUAUUUUGUCUGUUUUAUUGACCCUGGGAUAAAUAUGACUAUAAUCGAAGUAGACCGAGACGAGGACUUUAUACACAAUAUGAUAUCAAAACUCGUAUCUUUUUACAAGAACUGCAUCGUCCCCGAGCUCAUUCUGCGAAGAGUUCCAAAAAACCAAAAAUGCGUCGAAAUUUCAGACUUGCCUGCUGAUCAUCAAAAACAAUAAACGUCGGACAACGGACAGUUCACGUCACGUCAUCCCUGUAAAGAUGAAAAAAAAAAUAGUAUAGUAUUUGUAAAUAUAUACUCAUGUACAUAGUAAAA
Messenger RNA from Cydia fagiglandana, 823 nucleotides. RefSeq lists its product as uncharacterized. Lineage: Eukaryota; Metazoa; Arthropoda; Insecta; Lepidoptera; Tortricidae. The record is from RefSeq and is a predicted model, not a curated record. The transcript is spliced from 5 exons. The coding region runs from base 102 to 725 and encodes 207 amino acids.